Messenger RNA from Eremomyces bilateralis CBS 781.70, 1449 nucleotides. Its product is annotated as putative ATP-dependent RNA helicase. Lineage: Eukaryota; Fungi; Ascomycota; Dothideomycetes; Eremomycetales; Eremomycetaceae. The transcript is spliced from 4 exons. The record is from RefSeq and is a predicted model, not a curated record. Gene Ontology annotation, molecular function: nucleic acid binding; ATP binding; RNA helicase activity. The coding region runs from base 1 to 1449 and encodes 482 amino acids.
AUGAAGGGUUCUGCAGAGAAGCUGGUGAAGUCUCGGAAACGGAAGUCCGUCGAAUUCGAAGCCGACCGUUCCAAAGCUCAGGAACCCGUCCCGUCGAAGAGAACAAAACCCACCAAGGAAGAUGCAGUCCCCGAGGACGAUGCCUUGGUUCCUCAAGAAUUCGAUUGUGAACCGGAAGCGAAGAAGUCGUUCAGCGACUUGGGAUUGAUCGACUCACUCUGCGAGGCAUGCACGGCGCUGGGAUACAAGGAGCCCACGGAAAUUCAGGCGCAGGCAAUCCCACUGGCCUUGAAAAAUGAUCUCAUUGGGAUCGCGGAGACGGGGUCAGGGAAAACUGCUGCGUUUGCGCUACCGGUAACACUUAUUAGCGAGUCAGGGACACCGACGCUGUACGGACUUGUUAUGGUUCCUACGAGAGAGCUUGCGUUCCAAGUAUCUCAACAAUUCGAAGCGCUGGGAAGUCUGAUAGGGGUGCGGUCUGCCGUCAUUGUCGGAGGAAUGGAUAUGGUUACCCAGCAAAUAGCGUUGGGGAAGAAACCGCACGUUAUUGUGGCGACACCGGGACGGCUGAUGGAUCACCUCGAGAACACGAAGGGCUUCUCGUUACGGACGUUGAAAUACCUGGUCAUGGACGAGGCGGAUCGACUGCUGGAUUUGGAUUUCGGCCCCAUCCUCGACAAGAUCCUCAAAGUGCUGCCGCGCGACCGAAGAACAUACCUCUUUUCGGCCACCAUGUCGUCGAAGGUCGAGUCAUUGCAGCGCGCCUCGUUACGGAAUCCUCUGCGUGUGAGUGUCUCGGAUUCAUCGCACCAGACGGUCAAGACGCUCGUACAGUCAUUCCUCUUCAUCCCGCAUAAGUUCAAGGAUAUGUACCUAGUCUACCUUCUGAACGAGUUCACCGGAAAGACCUGCAUCAUCUUCACCCGGACCGUGCGCGAAACCCAGCGAAUAUCGUUGCUGACAAGGGCACUGGGCUUUAGCACCAUCCCGUUGCAUGGACAGCUCUCCCAAUCCGCACGGCUGGGGGCCUUGGGGAAGUUCCGCGGCGGAUCUCGCUUAAUCUUAGUCGCAACCGAUGUAGCGGCGCGUGGGCUCGACAUCCCCUCGGUCGACAUCAUCAUCAACCUGGAUUUGCCACCGGACAGCAAAACGUACGUGCACCGAGUGGGGCGGACGGCGCGUGCCGGCAAGAGCGGCAAGGCGGUAUCAAUCGUGACUCAGUACGACGUGGAGCUGUGGAUGCGGAUCGAGAACGCACUGGGGACGAAGCUCCCGGAGGAGCCGGUGGCGAAAGAUGAGGUGAUGAUGUUGAGUGAACGAGUGGGAGAGGCGCAACGGGUCGCAACCCGGGAGAUUCAGGACAUGGAGAACAAAGGGGGUCGUCGCGGUGGCAGCAAGGGGAGGGGUAAACCCACGCGAGAUAAUAUGGAUGUGGAUGAGGCAGGAUAA